Didymodactylos carnosus is the source of this 921-nucleotide messenger RNA. NCBI's taxonomy places the organism in Eukaryota, Metazoa, Rotifera, Eurotatoria, Philodinida, Philodinidae. The record is from the annotation of a GenBank genome assembly.
AUGCGUUUACCCCAGCAGAAACACGGCCGCCGUUAUCAUAACUCGAGUGAAGAAGAUCGUCGACGACAGGUUUUCAGUCAGCGUAUACAACAUGUUUUAAGUGUUAAUUCGAAAAACCUGUCAUAUAAGUUGGAAUUAAAUAGUUUUUCAGAUUUGACUGAACAAGAAUUUAAUGAACAGAAAAAAGGUUAUAUACCUGACCCUAGAAAUUAUACUCGAAACCGCCGUUCAGUCUUCAUGGAAUCGCAGGGAAAUGUUACAACUCCGGCUUCAUUAGACUGGGUGGCUAUGGGUCGGGUAACUCCGCCAAAAGAUCAGGGUUCUUGCGGUGAUUGUUGGGCGUUUGCUACCACGGCAGUUGUGGAGGGACUGCUGGCAAAGAAAACGGGGAUGUUGCUGAAUUUAAGUACACAAGAAAUAGUUGAUUGUUCAGGAAGUGGUGCUUGUAACGGCGGCGAGUUCACCGUUCCAAUGCGAUAUUUGAUUUCCAACUACGGAAGUCAAACUCUUUGGGCUGAUUAUACUUACGCAGCCGUUAAACAAGAUUGCCAAGCCAGCUGCUUUUCGCGACAAAUAAUCGGACCUAAUAUUGGCUACACGAAUGUACCAUCUGGUGAUGAAGCUGCCCUCUUGCAAGCUGUUAAUCGAGGACCAGUUUUCGUGGGCAUUAAUGCAAACACAUCGGCGUUUCAAAAUUAUAAAACUGGAGUUAUUAACUUGUCGACACAAGACUGUGACCCACGUAACAUAGAUCAUGCUGUGACACUUGUUGGCUAUGGUUAUGAUUCUACAUUGCAAUUGAAUUAUUGGAAAGUGAAAAAUAGCUGGUCUACGACAUGGGGAGAAGGUGGCUAUGGUCGUAUUGCAAGAGGAACAAAUGUAUGCGGCAUUGCUUCCUUCGCCGCCGAAGGAACACUUUGA